GGCGGGUGGCGGGGGAGGCCCUCGGGCGUCAGCAGUCUACCGGUCCCGGUCUGGAAGGCUCGGCACAGUUGGCGAACGUGCCCUGUUCAUCCGCCUGCUCGGUGAUGGCGGCCUUAGUUGCUCUCCGUGCAGGCUCGGUCGAAACGUUCAAGUCCGCCGGGAUCCGAACUUCAAUGCUUGCAGAGCGGACAAAGAGGACGGACGCGCAGAGCUGGUCAAGACCGGGCGUGGCGAGUCGUCAUCUCAAAAUAGACAGCGGUGCGGUCAGGGAUGGGACUUCGCCGCCUGCGGGGGAUUGCCAACCGCUUCGGUCGGAGCGAGAGGGUGCGUGUGGAGGGCCCGACGACAGGGAGACGGCGAAGUUCGCCGGGAUCCGAACUUCUUCAGGCAAGGCGUGUGUAGGGCCCGGCGACAGGGAGACGACGAAGUUCGUCGGGAUCCGAACUUCUUCAGGCAAGGCGUGUGGAGGGCCCGGCGACAAGGAGACGGCGAAGUUCGCCGGGAUCCGAACAUCUUCAGGCAAGGGGGGCSAACCAGGGAUAUUGGUGCAGGCGGGAGGGGCUGCGUGCGGCGGGCGGGAAACGCAUUCGUCGGAAAUCGACACGGGUUCGGGCGAAGUGGUUGCAUUGCAUGCAGGGGAAGAAGGCAGGGUGAUGGACAAAGAGAAGGAAGUGGAGGAAGGAGACACAGGGGAGGAAUUGGAGGAAGGAGGGGAUGAAGGGGAGGAAGAAGAGGAUGAAGGAGAGGAAGGGGAAGGAACGGAGUUGGCUGGGUUGCUAGGAGGGCAGGAGGGGGAAAAAGGUGAACUAAAUACAGGAGACAACGAACGGACUUUCGGCGACGACGAUGAUAGAUCUGGGGAGUCGUCUGAUAGAUUCGGGCAGCUGUACGGAGAACACCACGAGGAAGACGAGGAUGACGAUGACACGGCACUGGGUAUGGAGGCACAGGUGGUCACAAGCCUUUCGUCAGAACGUGAUGACUAUGAGGUCGAAGCAAUGAAGUCUGCCGUCGAUCUCCAACACCGGUUCAACGAAGCUCGUGUAGCAGUCAGCCUAACUAAACCGAGUGUGCGUAUUGAUAUCGAAGAAGUUAUCGACGGCAUCCUGGGCGACCAGUACAUGUCCGCGCAGCCGUCCUCGACGCCUGGUGUCAACGACCCUCUCGACGUCAAACCCUCAGGGGGAUCUGUCGUUGAUUUCUCGCCGACGAACUCUUUGAUGCUGCCGCCGGCCAUCGCCAGCGGAGGAAAAGGCGGGAUCGGGGGACGACAAGAUUUCACAUCCCCGAAAAAAAUUGUCGCCGGCACUCGGGCUCUCGACGUGCUGGCCUUGCCCGCGCCAACUUCGUCGAUUAAGGAGCGGAGAGGCAAACCAGCUGGUAAGCAGUGACAAACGCCACUCAGUCUGCGCGCCAGUGACCGCAGUGUUUGUCGAUGCAGGGAGUUCCUAAUGCCGGCAUGCUACAGC
Molecule: messenger RNA, 1469 nt
Organism: Chara braunii
Lineage: Eukaryota; Viridiplantae; Streptophyta; Charophyceae; Charales; Characeae
Source: the annotation of a GenBank genome assembly